This is a messenger RNA of Desarmillaria tabescens, 840 nucleotides long. RefSeq lists its product as uncharacterized. The transcript has 5 exons. The record is from RefSeq and is a predicted model, not a curated record. Lineage: Eukaryota; Fungi; Basidiomycota; Agaricomycetes; Agaricales; Physalacriaceae. The annotation marks the transcript as partial.
GAGAGCACUAUCUCCUUAACAUCAUGGCGUGUAUAGGUCCAAUGCUUCUUGAUACAUUCUCUUCACUGGAAGGUCUGUCGCUUGGACCUCGGCGCUCACUAGCACUACCCAUGACAAUUCUGGAGAAACUUCUAUGUCGAACGCAAUCAUCAUCAACUUUACGUUACCAGCGGAACGUCAGCGAAGCUCAUCACAUAGCUCUGACUCAUAUAAGCCAACGCAGACCUCCCACAUAUCGGAAGCGGUGAAUUGGUCCUGUAGAAUAAGAAUUCUUCAGUCGCCUCAUGCCAUGUCCCGACGCAAACGAACACGGCAUUCCUCCAAAGGUGCCGAUCCGCCUGGUAAAGGAAGAGGGCAGGCGAUGUGCCGGCGGACAACAUCGGUAUCCAUGUCCUCGGAUGGGAAUGCCUUAGAGCCGUCGUUUUCGAGAAGUGUGGAUGAACGAGAGUAUCCUCAGAUUCCCUCCGAAGAGACGAUACCGCACGCAAGCACUUCAGCCUCGCCUCAGCCAAUGUCGGCGAGUGAUGAAACGGCAGAAGAGAUCUUAAGGCUGCGUACCCAGAUAGAGCAGCUCAUUGUCGAGAGAGCAUCAGUAUGGAACCCUUACAGCGAGACAGAUCCUCCUCCGGCAUACGUGGAAGCUGUUGAAGAAGAUGGCUCUGGAGAAACGUGAUUACCACUCUACACUUAAUAUUGAUAAUUAGUUCUUCGAUAUAAUUUCUUUCAGCAUAAUACUCAUUUAAUUCUUGGUUUACUGUAGUAUACCGGCACAAAGUUAUGACCUACUGGUCAAUAGAGAGUAAGGCGGUCAUAAUGGCGAAGAGAAAGAUAGGUAAAGGC